This is a messenger RNA of Rubroshorea leprosula, 2526 nucleotides long. The record is from the annotation of a GenBank genome assembly. Lineage: Eukaryota; Viridiplantae; Streptophyta; Magnoliopsida; Malvales; Dipterocarpaceae.
CAAAAUAUCGCGAUAAGUAAAACAUAUUCCCAAAUCUGCAAUUUCCUCCGUUUAUCUCUCUGUCGAGAAGAAGACCAAUCUCUCUCUCUCUCUUAUCUUUUACUGUCAAUGUAAAGAACCUGUAAAGAAAAAGUUUCCUUCCAUCACCAUGGUUCGAGAAAAAGAUGUCUGUUGGGAAUAUGCUGAGAAAUUAGAUGGAAACAAAGUGAAGUGCAAAUUCUGUCACAGGGUCCUGAAUGGUGGGAUUAGUAGGUUGAAGCAUCAUCUAUCUCGUCUUCCUAGUAAAGGAGUAAAUCCGUGUAUUAAAGUUAGAGAUGAUGUUUGUGAUAGGGUGAGAGCUAUUAUAGCAUCAAAGGAGGAGAUCAAAGAAACUUCUAGUGCUAAAAAGCAAAAGAUAGCUGAAGUAAAAACUCCUGGCAAUAUAUCUGCUAGUAAAUCUCUUAUGCCUUUAGAGGCAGUAUCUUCAGUCACAAAAGUUUUCCCUACCAUCUCACCAAUGACCCCAUCCUCCUUGACCAACCAAGAAAAUGCCGAGAGGAGUAUUGCUCUGUUCUUUUUUGAGAAUAAGCUUGACUUUAGCGUAGCCCGUUCUUCAUCUUAUCAGGCCAUGAUUGAUGCAUUGGUAAAGUGUGGUCCUGCGUUUAUUGGCCCACCUGCUGAAACUCUGAAGACAACAUGGUUGGAAAAAAUCAAAUCUGAGAUGAGCCUACAGUUGAAAGAUAUUGAGAAAGAAUGGGCAACCACAGGAUGUACUAUCAUCGCAGACACCUGGACUGAUAAUAAAUCCCGAGCUUUGAUUAACUUUCUAGUUUCCUCACCCUCUAGAACUUUCUUCCACAAGUCUGUAGAUGCCUCCUCAUAUUUUAAGAACACAAAAUAUCUUGCUGACUUAUUUGAUUCUGUUAUUCAAGAUUUUGGCCCAGAAAAUGUGGUGCAAAUUAUCAUGGAUAGUAGUUUCAACUAUACUGGUAUCUCCAACCAUAUCCAGCAGAAUUAUGGAACUAUUUUUGUGUCUCAUUGUGGUUCUCAAUGUUUGAAUCUAAUCUUGGAAGAAUUUUCUAAGGUGGAUUGGGUGAACAGGUGUAUCUUACAAGCACAAACAAUAUCCAAGUUUCUAUACAACAAUGCAUCAAUGCUUGAUCUGAUGAAGAAAUUUACUGGGGGAGAGGAACUCAUAAAAAGUGGUAUUACAAAGUCUGUAUCCAGCUUCCUAUCAUUGCAGUCAAUAUUGAAGCAACGGUCGAGACUGAAGCUUAUGUUCAAUAGCCCCGAGUAUGCAACAAACCCAUCAGUAAGUAAGCCACAGAGCAUAUCUUGCAUUGCCAUUGUUCAGGAUAAUGAUUUUUGGAGGGCAGUGGAAGAGAGUGUAGCCAUAUCUGAGCCUUUUCUGAAAGUGUUGAGGGAAGUGUCUGGAGGAAAACCUUCUGUUGGUUCAUUAUAUGAUCUAAUGACCAGGGCUAAGGAUUCAAUUAGGACAUACUACAUAAUGGAUGAGAACAAGUGCAAGACAUUUUUAGACAUAGUUGAUCGGAAGUGGCAGGGUCAACUUCAUUCAACUCUACAUUCAGCAGGGGCAUUUUUAAAUCCCAGUAUCCAGUAUAAUUCAGAAAUAAAGUACGUUGGAUCUUUGAAGGAAGAAUUUUACAAAGUGCUGGAGAAACUGCUUCCUACACCUGAUUUAAGACAUGACGUCUCCAAUCAAAUUUAUACCUUUUUUAAGGCAAAAGGGAUGUUUUCUUGUAAUCUAGCUAUAGAGGCAAGGGAUACUGUUUCUCCUGGACUUUGGUGGGAACAAUUUGGUGACUCUGCACCUGUAUUGCAACGGGUUGCCAUCAGGAUACUCAGUCAAGUUUGCAGCACAUUCACAUUCGAGAGGCAUUGGAGUAUGUUUCAGCAAGUUCAUUCAGAAAAGCGCAAUAAGAUUGAUAAGGAAGCAUGGAAUGACCUACUCUAUAUCAAUUACAACCUCAAGUUGGCAAGACAAAUGAGCACAACAUCUCCAGAAUCUGACCCCAUUCAAUUUGACGACAUUGACAUGACAUCAGAGUGGGUAGAGGAGAGCGAAAACCAGAGCCCUACUCAGUGGCUUGACCGGUUUGGCUCUGCUUUGGAUGGGAGUGACUUGAACACAAGACAGUUCAAUGUUGUACCAAAUGCUACCAUAUUUGGUGCAAACGACCAUUUAUUUGGUUUGUGAUUAUUAUGCAAGUUUCAAGGCACCUUGCUCAAUCUCUUUCCUUUUAAUGUCCCUCGGUAGUCAGAUUAGACUUCAUUUUAGAUCAUUGGAAGGUAGUAGUGUAGAUUAUGGAAGGGUAGAAAUGGCUAGGAAGUGACUUUUGUAUAUUAGUGAAAAAUAGCAGAAACUUUCUGUAUAUACCUGCUAGCAUUGUAUGGCUAGAGGAAGGUAGAAUGUCUGUAAUUUAUGCGUGUCUUCAUGUGUUGCUUUUUAUGUGGAAAUAGUGUGCAUUCAACCCAACAGAGUAGAUUCUUUUUCUAAAGAGAAACAAAUCAAGUCAUAGACCUUAA